ACAUUUGCUCUUGUUGAAUUGUAUAUUCUUUAUUGCCUCCCCGUUCCAUGAUGAUCCAGAUAAGAAGGAUGGGAAAAUAUAUUUUGACAGAGCCGAAGCUUUACUAUAUGAAUAUUGUACACAGCCACAUGCUCUUACCGUAAUGGCCAUUAUUCUUUUAGGGCAGCAUAAUAAACAGAUGGGUUCUCGUUGGAUAUACAAUGGAAUUGCAACUAAGAUGUUAUUUGAGCUUGGGUUGCAUAGGAAGUUUAUAAAAGUCAAAAUGGAUAAAGAAGUAGAAAAGAUGAGAAAUGAAGCAUUUUGGAUGACUUUUAUUUCUGAAAAUCUCGUCUCUGCUACUUAUGGUCGUCCUAACAUGAUUGAUGAAACGGAUUGUGACAUAGAUGUUCCUUCAAUGCCAUCUAAUCAAAAUCCAACAAACGAAAAGACUAAACUUGAAAUAGCCUAUAUUUAUCUAAUAAAUCUUAGUAGGAUUUGUGCUAGGGUAAGGAAAUAUAUACAUGCUGCAUCAAGAUUAAGAUUUUUGGUGCAAGAGGAUGAAAAUAAAUUUAGAGUUUUGGAUGCUGCACUUGCAAGUUGGUUUAAUUCUCUGCCGGAUUGGUUGAGAUUUGAAAAAAUGGUAAAAGAUCCUGAUGGAAUUUUAUUAAAUGGUAUUGGAGGUGAUAUACAUAUCUUCUUCUAUACUAUACUAAUUUUACUUCACAGUAGAUACAUGAAACCUGAAGCACAGUAUAGUAUUAAUACUACAAAUUCAUCCAUAAUUUGUAUUCAGUCAGCUACCAUUAUCGUUCAUUGGCUUGAAAUCUUAUUAGAUAAGCAUACGGAUUUUUUUAAAUUUUCGGUUUCUGGCUCUUUAGCAAUUAAUCCAGCAAUGUGCGUCUUUUCCUGGCAUAUUAAUAACGAAAGCGAAAAUAACAAAAAAUCUCGAGACAUGCUACAACGUCUAGAAAUUAUGAAGCUGCAAGUCGAUGAAUUAUCUAAUGCAGGAAAGACUGAAUGUGGUGAACGAAGAUUGUUAGGCAUAGAAACGAGUAGAGUGGGUAAACAUGAAAUUAAUGCGAGAGAUUGGGAAGUAUUUAUUCCUGAUGAUGCUGAUGAUGAAAAAUCAAUUAGAAGACAAUAUAGUUGGAUAGCAAGGAAACAAAGUGGAGGAGGACAUUUUAUGCCUCGCAAACAAAAAUCAAAGUCACUAAGUUAUUCAUCAUCCAUGAAUUACACGAAAGGAACUAAAAUGCAUAAUUUUGGUUCAAGAUAUGAUUUCAUGGGACAGAAAAAUACGCAAGAGUUCAAUUUUACGUUUAAGACAGAUAAAACUUUUAACUUUUCGGCAUUUUCUUCUGGACAGAAUCUUGAUUUGCCACAAUUAACAGUAGACGGUAUCAUUGUUGAUGAACCUGAGGAAUUUGAACAUCAAAAUAAUCAACAAUUUGGUUCGCAAUAUCAUACUCCUUUACAACGAACACCUUCACAGCAAUCUCCACAAUUUGAGCCACAACAAUUUCAUACACCAUUGAGUCAAUCCCCACAACUACAAGAUUAUCAUCCUUCACAAUUACAUCAUUCAUCUCAAGAAUAUAAUUCUCCAUUAGGACAAUCACCACAUAUUUCACCGCAUAUUUCACCACAUAUUUCACCACAUAUAUCACAUGAAGUAAUGGAUGCAAAACCUCAACAUAUUGAUACAAGUUUAUCACCACAACAAUAUAUUGAUCAGCUUGAUGAUAAGAGCAAUGUAAAUAAUAAUGUACCUUGGACACCUCCAUUAUCUGCACGGCCUCAACGAUGGAAUCAUGAUGAAUUAUCUUCUAAUACAUUAAAUGUUACUUCAUUACCUGCGGAAAAUACAAUGUUAACCCCUCCGAUGCAGCCACAAGAUUUUCUCUCGGAUUCUUUAAAUGAAUUUGCGGGAGACGAACUUUGGAAUAUAUUACAGAAUGAAAAUAAUUUUGGAACUGCCUCAAAGUACGAUAAUAAUAGUGGACAUAAUAAUGAUGGUGAUGAAUAUGAUUCUGUAGGUUUAGGAAUUUCCGUUAUGGGAAAUAAUGAUAAUAUUCAAUAACGAAAUUAAAUUUAUCAAUUUUUAUUUAUCAAUUUUUAUUUAGACAUUUUUAUAACUUAAAACGGUUUAAUUUUUUUAUUUUUAUAAUGGGUUUAUGAUCAAUAUCAUCGGGCUGUAUUCGUGAUUUCGUGUACAACCUGUGAUAUGAUUACUACCGUGACAUGUAAAUUAAUUAUUUUUAUUUUAUUAUUUUUUUUAUUUAUCGAUAAUAGAUUUUGUAUAUAUAAUAUAAAAAAAAUUUAUUUCUUUUGACUAAAAUAUUUUAUGUUCGUAAUAUUAUUGUUAAUUUAUUAAUAAACUGUUAAAUUGUUAAUCAGAAUUAAAAAUAUUAGUAACUGAUUUAACGAUUUUCAUAAUAUCAAAUAAG
Rhizophagus irregularis DAOM 181602=DAOM 197198 is the source of this 2426-nucleotide messenger RNA. RefSeq lists its product as uncharacterized. The record is from RefSeq and is a predicted model, not a curated record. NCBI's taxonomy places the organism in Eukaryota, Fungi, Glomeromycota, Glomeromycetes, Glomerales, Glomeraceae. Gene Ontology annotation, molecular function: DNA binding; DNA-binding transcription factor activity, RNA polymerase II-specific; zinc ion binding. Gene Ontology annotation, biological process: regulation of DNA-templated transcription; DNA-templated transcription.